GGGCACAAAUCUGGGGACCCUGCACUGGUCUCUCUGCCCCAAGGAUUCUCAGCCCCGCUGGCUGCAAGGCUCGGACCUCCUGCGCCAGGGCGGACAGCUCUGCGAUGAUGGCUGAGGAGCACACGGACCUGGAGGCCCAGAUCGUCAAGGACAUUCACUUUAAGGAGAUCGACCUGGUGAACAGAGACCCCAAGAACAUUAAUGAAGACAUAGUCAAGGUGGAUUUCGAAGACGUGAUUGCGGAGCCCGUGGGCACCUACAGCUUUGACGGAGUGUGGAAGGUGAGCUACACCACCUUCACUGUCUCCAAGUACUGGUGCUACCGCCUGUUGUCUACGCUGCUGGGCGUCCCACUGGCCCUGCUCUGGGGCUUCCUGUUUGCCUGUAUCUCCUUCUGCCACAUCUGGGCAGUGGUGCCAUGCAUUAAGAGCUACCUGAUCGAGAUCCAGUGCAUCAGCCACAUCUACUCCCUCUGCAUCCGCACCUUCUGCAACCCGCUCUUCGCCGCCAUGGGCCAGCUGUGCAGCAGCAUCAAGGUGAUGGUGCGGAAGGAGGUCUAGAGCCCGGCGGGAAGGCGGGCAGCAGGGCUGUGUUCAGGCCAGGAGCCCCUGGCGCUGUCCCAGAGGGUGGGCGAGCUCCUUCUCCUUAGUGACUGCUCCAUUCCCCCCACCACGCGGGAGCACACCCUGUAGGGAAGCUGGAAAGGAGACACACGGCCCUCACUCCGCCCAGCCCCGCAAUGCCCGGAGCAGCCCGGAGGAAGACGGGGCGCUAAGAGGCAGCUAUGCAAGUCUUUGCAUUCAUGUGCACUGAGAGGGCGUGAGCCAGCUCGGGUCCCCUGUCCACACAGGCCCGAGAAAGCCACCAGCGAC
Fukomys damarensis (Damara mole-rat) is the source of this 872-nucleotide messenger RNA. It is a transcript of the gene Cav3, whose product is annotated as caveolin 3. Gene Ontology annotation, molecular function: connexin binding; transmembrane transporter binding; molecular adaptor activity. The record is from RefSeq and is a predicted model, not a curated record. Gene Ontology annotation, cellular component: caveola. Lineage: Eukaryota; Metazoa; Chordata; Mammalia; Rodentia; Bathyergidae. The transcript has 2 exons. Gene Ontology annotation, biological process: caveola assembly; regulation of membrane depolarization during cardiac muscle cell action potential. Bases 105 to 560 code for a protein of 151 amino acids.